AUGGUAUUGUUGUUUGUAAUAGGUUAUGUUGUGAUCAUCUUCGAGAAGUCUUUAUCUAUCAAUAAAAGCAGAAUAGCACUUUUGAUGGCCGUGAGUUUGUGGGCUGUGCAAAGCAUCGGGGCUUCUCUAGAAAGUAUUGUUUUAGAGUUUCAACACGCAACAAGUGAAGUUAGUCAAAUAGUGUUUUAUUUGCUCGGCGCAAUGACUAUUGUAGAGAUAAUUGAUGCUCAUCAAGGAUUCAAGCUAGUUACAGAUUAUCUAACAUCUAGGAAACCAAAUAUACUUUUAUGGAUGAUUGGUUUUGCUACAUUUUUCCUUAGCUCCGUUCUUGACAACCUAACAACUACUAUUGUUAUGGUUUCUCUACUGAAAAGACUGGUUCCUUUAUCAGAAUACCGCAAACUUUUAGGAGCAGUUGUGGUCAUAGCAGCAAAUGCAGGAGGAGCUUGGACUCCUAUUGGUGAUGUUACUACAACUAUGCUAUGGAUACAUGGCCAUAUAUCAACAUUUUCGACUAUAAAGGUCUUUUUCACAUUUUUUUUUUUGAUUCAGAUGAUUAAAUUAAUUAAAGGCCUUGAAUAUGCAAAUGAUAUAGAUUAUACUUUUAUCUAUGUUCCACUGGCUUUCAUGUCAUUGACAAGUGAGGUAAACGGAGUGGGACUAAAUAAUCCUCCUACCCCAUUAUUAGAUUAUGAUCAGACUGCUCCAAGAGGAAAGCUUGUAUUUGGAGUUGGUUUUGGAGCUUUAGUUUUUGUCCCAAUAUUUAAGUCAUUAACCGGAUUACCUCCUUACCUGGGUAUUUUGUUGGGUCUUGGAGUUAUAUGGAUUUUGACUGAUGUGAUCCAUUAUGGGGACUUAGAGAGACAACACCUAAAACUUCCACACGCUUUGUCUCGGAUAGAUUCACAAGGAGCUUUCUUUUUCCUUGGAAUUCUGUUAUCUAUGAGCACUCUUGAUGCAGCUGGGAUUCUCAAAGUGAUUGCAAACUAUCUUAAUGCUCAUAUACCCAAUGUUGAGUUGAUUGCCGUUAUUAUUGGUGUGGUAUCAUCCAUCCUAGAUAACGUCCCAUUGGUUUCAGCAACCAUGGGGAUGUAUAAUCUCUCAACGUUCCCUCAAGAUUCUGAGUUCUGGCAACUCAUUUCACUUUGCGCUGGAACCGGCGGUUCCAUGCUUAUUACUGGAUCUGCUGCUGGAGUAGCCUUCAUGGGUAUGGAGAAAGUUGAUUUCUUUUGGUACUUCCGUAAGGUGACUGGUUAUACUUUUCUUGGUUUUACUGCUGGUAUCUGGACUUACCUCACGGUUAAUAGUUUCUCUCUUUAA
Camelina sativa (false flax) is the source of this 1320-nucleotide messenger RNA. NCBI's taxonomy places the organism in Eukaryota, Viridiplantae, Streptophyta, Magnoliopsida, Brassicales, Brassicaceae. The record is from RefSeq and is a predicted model, not a curated record.